UCUGUUUUAGGGAUCUUUGCUUAUUAAAGUGAAACCAGAUGUAAGUCCCCUGACUGGAAAAACAAGAAAACUCCUCCCCAGACCAUGGAUAUCCCAGCGUAGGCUACUUCCUCAAACUCCAACCUAUAAAAACUCACACACCGAAGUACUUUGACAGUAGAAGACAGGGUUGCACUAGGGGAACUUCACCGAACCGUUUGACUUUUGGACUUAAGGAUGUUGCAGUGUGUGUGCGUGUUGCUGCUGGCGGCCUCAGCUCUAAGCCACCUGGAUCAAGCCUCUCUGGACAACCAGUGGGAAGAGUGGAAGAUCAUGCACAGGAGAGAAUACAAUGGCCUGGACGAAGAGGGGAUUCGCAGGGCCAUCUGGGAAAAGAACAUGCUUAUGAUUGAAGCCCACAACCAGGAGGCUGCACUGGGCAUGCACUCCUACGAGAUGGGGAUGAACCACCUGGGCGACAUGACGUCAGAGGAAGUGUCCGAGAAGAUGACGGGACUGCUCGUCCCGACGAACAGCGAGCGCAGCUUCACCAUGUCUCUGGGCGACCAGGUGUCCAAGCUUCCCAAAUCUGUUGACUACCGCAAGAAGGGCAUGGUGACGGCAGUGAAGAACCAGGGUUCCUGUGGCUCCUGUUGGGCCUUCAGUUCAGCCGGGGCCCUCGAGGGCCAGUUGGCCAAAGCGACAGGGAAACUGGUUGACCUCAGUCCCCAGAACCUGGUGGACUGUGUCACAGAGAACGAUGGCUGCGGAGGAGGAUACAUGACCAACGCCUUCCGCUACGUGCAGGAAAACGGAGGCAUCGACUCCGAGGCGGCCUACCCGUACGUCGGAGAGGACGAGCCGUGCCGCUACAAUAAAUCAGGCAUGGCAGCCCAGUGCAAAGGCUACAAGGAGAUCCCCGUGGGCGACGAGCGAGCGCUGGCUGUCGCGCUGUUUAAAGUGGGUCCGGUCUCUGUGGGCAUCGACGCCACGCUGAGCAGCUUCCAGUUCUACCAGAGAGGUGUCUACUACGACCCCAACUGUAACAAAGACGAUAUCAAUCACGCCGUGCUGGCAGUGGGCUACGGAGUGAACACCAAGGGGAAGAAAUUCUGGAUCGUCAAGAACAGCUGGGGCGAGACCUGGGGCAAGAAGGGCUACAUCAUGAUGGCUCGUAACCGCGGCAACCUCUGCGGCAUCGCCAACCUCGCCAGCUACCCGGUCAUGUGAAGACGACGAGGGCGGCUUCGCUUAGACUACUACACACAACAGUACACUAGAACAUGGGCGCUGGAAGAGUUCAUAUCUGGAAGAGUUCAUUUUCAACACGCCAGUAACCACUACGAGCAUUAACGGAAGAUUGAAAUUUGUUUACGCAGGUUUUCCAAACAGCAAUAAAAAAAUAAAUCAAAUUGGACUCUUUUGGAAAUGAACUUCUUCCGGUGAUUAAAAAGGGCUAAAUAAAUGUUGUGGAGUCUGGGGUUACAACGUCCUUAAAAACCUUUCAUGAGGACGUUUUGGUUAUCUUGAGUUAUUUGAAGCACUUUGAACACCUUAAGACUUUUUUUUUAUUUUUCUCUUUAAACCAGCAGACGUCCACUGAGGCCUGCUCCAUAAACACAGUUAGUACCUCCAGGGCUUGGUGUUAGGAACCCUGAUCCAGAACACACGCUGGUUUGUGCCAAAGUGUUCAGUUAAAUCUACAAACCCACCAGGCACAACCAACAUGUCACAACAGGUUGGUAGUCGGUGACAGUUUAAGUCCCUUUUAGUUUUUAUUACACGUUGUGUGAGAAGCAAUAGAGUUUAAAUUCAUUGUGACAGGCAACAUUGCUGGGCAAUGGGAGCUCCUCCUUGGCUGUUGAUGCAGAGUCAGGUCCUUUAAAUUAGUUUUUUAUCUUUUGAUCAUGCCAAUUUUUAUUUUUGUUGAUGUUCUGUUCAGCACUUCUCUGAUGAUCAAACUGUAAACUGAUGUUUUCUAUGAAUAAAGGUUUCAUUUUGAAAUGGAA
Etheostoma spectabile (orangethroat darter) is the source of this 1988-nucleotide messenger RNA. It is a transcript of the gene ctsk, whose product is annotated as cathepsin K. Bases 217 to 1209 code for a protein of 330 amino acids. Lineage: Eukaryota; Metazoa; Chordata; Actinopteri; Perciformes; Percidae. The record is from RefSeq and is a predicted model, not a curated record. Gene Ontology annotation, molecular function: cysteine-type peptidase activity. The transcript is spliced from 8 exons. Gene Ontology annotation, biological process: proteolysis.